Puccinia graminis f. sp. tritici CRL 75-36-700-3 is the source of this 762-nucleotide messenger RNA. Its product is annotated as histone. The transcript is spliced from 4 exons. NCBI's taxonomy places the organism in Eukaryota, Fungi, Basidiomycota, Pucciniomycetes, Pucciniales, Pucciniaceae. The record is from RefSeq and is a predicted model, not a curated record. Bases 104 to 514 code for a protein of 136 amino acids. Gene Ontology annotation, cellular component: nucleosome. Gene Ontology annotation, molecular function: structural constituent of chromatin; protein heterodimerization activity; DNA binding.
AUCCCAUCACUCCACCAGCCAGCCACCCACACCAGCUACACCACUCAAGCUCCACCUCAUCCCCCACCAACACUCCACCCAAACACCCACCCACCCAACAACAAUGGCCCGCACCAAACAAACCGCCCGAAAAUCCACCGGUGGAAAAGCGCCCCGGAAACAACUCGCGGCCAAGUCGGCCCGCAAGUCGGCCCCGACAACCGGCGGUGUCAAGAAGCCCCACCGAUACCGUCCCGGAACAGUCGCCCUUCGUGAGAUCCGGCGGUACCAGAAAUCGACCGAACUGCUCAUCCGAAAGCUGCCCUUCCAACGUCUCGUCCGUGAGAUCGCACAGGACUUCAAGACCGACCUGCGGUUCCAGUCUUCAGCCGUCAUGGCUCUCCAGGAAUCGGCAGAGGCUUAUCUGGUCGGGCUCUUUGAGGACACCAACUUGGCUGCCAUCCACGCCAAGCGGGUGACCAUCCAACCCAAAGAUAUCCAACUCGCCCGACGACUGAGAGGCGAACGCUCAUGAACUCCUCUUUCUCUCCUCGUUCUUCCUAAUCUUCAAUGCUGGCUCUUAAAAAUCUUCAGUAGACUUGUUUACCCCCAAUACCUUCAUGUACUUUGGCCUGAUUCCACUCUCGAUUACUUAUGUUUUUUUUCCUUCUAUCUCAGUCCAAUUUUUUUUUUUUUUUUUUGAGAUGUAAUAACUAUAAGGCGUGCAUAGUCAAACUUCUUAAGAUAGUAGAAACGUAACUAAUCACAGAACCAAGUCCCUGA